AACUUCUUAUUAUUUUUUAUAUAUUCAAGGAAUUAUUUUCAAAUUCAGCCCACUUAAUUUUUUUAUUCAUGGAAAUCCCCGCGUCUUCUUCCCCCUGUCCUUUUCCAGAGCUCCACCAGUAUACUGCCCCUGUCUCCGCCGAAACCCCGCCGAACCCACUUCCCUCCGACCCCAAUCCGACGUUCUGCAACUUCGCUUCGUUUUCAAAGCCUCCCAAUUCCCGAAAAUACAAGAAGAAAAGACUUAUCGAAGAUGUACAAUCAUCCUCUUCUUGUUCCACAAACAAAGGCAAGGCAUUGGCGUUAAAAAGACGCAACGUUAAGGUCCGGUUGGGUCAGGUUCGAAGGCCCACCGAGGGGACUGAGAUGGAGGCCAUCGCUCUUCCUCUGGGAAUGUCGUUCGCUGCAGUUGUUGCUAAGGUCCUGGAAAGGAAAGAUGCUGCAGGUGAUAGGAUGUCGAUUGACCAUCUUUCAAGGAUCUGUGCUUCAGCUGUCAGAGAAUCUUUAACCAAUGUUUUUGGGAGAAAUUUUGAUUAUUUCGCGAGGAACUUUGAGAAAUCAUUUGGGAGCACAUUGAGGACUCUUAGAUUGAUUAAUGAAUCAUCCACCACGGAGGGAUACCUCCUAAAAGAUCACCAUGUAUCCAAUUCAUAUGUGCCUUAUAAUGAAGAGGGUUGCUCAAGCAAUUCCGAGCUUCAUGAUUGUCACUCAGAAACAGAUUUGCCUACUAUUGCAACUCGAGAUAUAUUGACUACCACUGAAGGGGAAACAGAACAAACGUCAGCAAGUUUAAUUUAUAAGGAACUUGUACUGCAUGAUCAAAACAACCAACUAGUUUGUGCCUCUUCAGGAUCAGUAGCUUCUGCAAUCAAUAAUAAUGUGCUUAGCACAACGGAGAAAUCUGUUGUAGAACAAGUCCGUUCAAAUGACCUCAAGGCAUUGGAGCUUGGUCUUGCAAUGAAAAGAUUGAAGUUGAAAGAGGCGCAGUUUGCUCUCAACUAUGAUUCAAAUCAUUUGGAGAGGUCAAAAUUGGCUAUGGGUAUAUCCAAGGCAUCUUUUAAAGCUGAAAAAUUCAAAACUCAAUUAGAAGACAUGAGAUUUGGUGAGUUUCUUCAAAAGUGCAUCGACUGUCUUGUAGCCGGUAUAGUCCUCAUGUCGGCAUCCCUUUCAUAUGCUGCUUAUGUUUUCUCAUACAAAAAAAUUUCUGAAGCAACAGCAGCCUGCUUGCCUUUACAAAAGGAAUCCAAGCCUUGGUGGAUGCCAAAUACAGUAUCAUCUUUUCAUUCGGGGCUGCAUACCGUUAAGUGCCAAGUUCAGGUUAUGAGCCGAAUGAUAUUUGGUUUUCUAAUGAUUCUUGCUAUAGCUUACUUGCUUUUCCAGCGUUCGGCCUCUUCAGGACUGACAAUGCCAAUCACCUUCAUCUUCUUGCUCUUUGGAUUUGCCUGUGGUUUUGCCGGCAAGCUUUGUGUAGACACUCUGGGUGGAAGUGGGUAUUCAUGGCUCAUAUAUUGGGAGAUUCUAUGCUUGCUGCAUUUCUUUGCUAACGUCUGCACAUCACCAUUGUUUGUUAUGCUUCAUGGCCCUGUCAACAUUUCUCAAGGGAAGGAAGGCAAGACUGUAGUUCCAUACUGGGCUAGAAGAUCAAUGUUCUACACCACUCUCCUUCUGUUCCUACCAUUAAUCUGCGGCCUCAUGCCUUUCGCAACCUUGUAUGAAUGGAGGGAUCACUUCUCAGUACUAAUCCUAGGUUCUCAAUCAUCAUCAAUUGACAAUUAAUGCUACAGUUUGAGUGUUGUGUUAAUCACAAAUUUCUUGUGCCGUCGAGGUAAUGUUAUUGACUAUUGGUGUAAAUUGUGCUGUAUGUCCAAGCUGCUCCAGUCUUGUAUUUGCCUUGAAUUAUGCUCCUGUGGGUGCAGCUUGCUUUAUUUAUCUUUUGUAUCAGUUAUUUUUGGUAUCUCAACUGAAACGAGCCUGGCGGUAAUGUUAACAAUUUCUUUCUUUUACCCAGAAAAGAGUGGAAUUUUAGUCACGGUUUGAUGUUUAUUGCAAUGUAAGGAAGAAUUUUUGUAGUGACAAUGUUACGCUAUAUAGUUUGUAAAAGCAAACAUUGGCUCUUGUUUCA
Mangifera indica (mango) is the source of this 2121-nucleotide messenger RNA. Its product is annotated as protein CPR-5-like. Gene Ontology annotation, biological process: defense response; trichome morphogenesis; leaf senescence. NCBI's taxonomy places the organism in Eukaryota, Viridiplantae, Streptophyta, Magnoliopsida, Sapindales, Anacardiaceae. The record is from RefSeq and is a predicted model, not a curated record. The transcript is spliced from 5 exons. The coding region runs from base 69 to 1775 and encodes 568 amino acids.